Messenger RNA from Rhizopus microsporus ATCC 52813, 315 nucleotides. RefSeq lists its product as uncharacterized. NCBI's taxonomy places the organism in Eukaryota, Fungi, Mucoromycota, Mucoromycetes, Mucorales, Rhizopodaceae. The transcript has a single exon. Bases 1 to 315 code for a protein of 104 amino acids. The record is from RefSeq and is a predicted model, not a curated record.
AUGCACGCUACUUAUUUGAAGCUGAUGGUUAAGCAGAGACACAUAUCAGAACGUUUAGAUAAUAAUGACAAGGCCAAGUUACUUGAGACUGUAGCAAAAAUGUCCAAAGAAAGCAGUGAUCAAGACAGUUUAAAGCAGCAGGCAGGCCAAAUAUUGGAAAAGCUACAAGUCUUGUCGUUCCGCAAAAUGAAACUCUCCUUCAAACUAUAUUAUGAUCAAGAUGACCUUUUGUUGGUGAAAAAGCUCAAACAAAAAUUUGAUUCUGAUGCUGUUCUUGUUCUUGUUAAUUGGCCUGCUCCUAACACAAAAUAUUAA